AUGGAAAACGGAUUACAGGAACAGCUGCAGCUGCUGACACAGUCGAUCCCUGCCCUCGAUGAUCUAGCACGUUCAGAGCUCUUCAAACCUACCCCUCGCACUUUCAGUGUGGAGGAAACUACCAAACUGACUUACCAGAGAGCGAAGGCUUUUGCCAACGGAUACGGUAUGCUCUUAUGGUUGACACUCAAGGAUGUUCUAUAUAUAACUCCUAAAUUCUGGAAACUGCACCUGCAGAAUUUAAUCGCUAUGGAUGGUGGUGCUUUCACUCUCCUGAGCAUCCAGUGCAAUCUCUUUGUGGGCACGCUGGCUCCUUUUUCCUUGAAGCGUCCGGAGCUCCAGUCGAUUAUCCAAUCUGCCUUGGAUUUCGAUAUCUCGGCGCAAUUUAUGUUGACUGAAGUCAAUCAUGGGUUAGACGCACGGAAUAUCCAGACAACCGCGACGAUUCUGCCCAAUGGUGACAUUGACCUUCACACUCCAACGCCGAAUGAUGCGAAGGUUAUGCCACCAACUACACCGCGGGGUGGUCUACCAGUAGUUGCAAUUGUAAUGGCUCGUCUCGUGAAUGAGGAUAAAGACUGUGGAAUCCGGCCAUUCCUCGUCCAACUUGGAAACGGAGAAGAGAUGUGCAAGGGUGUUAUCGCGAAGGCUCUACCUCAACGAACAGGUGCCCACCCAGUCGACCAUGCUAUUACAUACUUCGAUCACGUCCGUCUCCCGAAAUCCGCCCUCCUUGGCAGCUUAGAGGAAACAGAAAACAAGCGCGAAGGCUUCUUAUCCUCAAUCCACCGAGUGGCAGUAGGAACUCUCUUCCUCUCAGCUUGUGUUGUCCCAUGUCUCAAGCUCGCCACAUUCAAUGCCGCGGCUUUCAGCCAGAACAGACUUGUCAGUGGCCAAGGUGGAAGCCCAGUUGCAGUUAUUGAGUUCCGAACUCAACAGAUGCCCAUUCUACACUCCGUCGCCCAGUACAGUGUGCUAGAAGCAUUUGCGGUUUCCGCGGCGAUUGCGUUCCGAGAACAGAGCGUGGAUCCCCGGGUGCGUCAUGGUAUAGCUACGGCUUUCAAAGCCGUUGCGCUUGGUCAUUUCAGCAAAAGUGUCAGGGCUAUGAAUGAGCGGUGUGGAUGGCAAGGACAUUAUGAGAUUAACCAGAUUCUGCAGAUGGAGCUGGAAAUGCGCGGUGCUUCGACCGCAGAGGGUGAUAUUCGGGUUCUUGCUAUACGACUCGCAUCCGAAUUGUUGAUUGGCCGUUAUCAAAUGCCACCACCAAAGGAUCCAAACAGCCCCAUUGCUCGACAUGAGACCUCUCUCUUCUCUGAAGCGAGAACCCUCCUGCAACAAGGUGCGAAUGGAGCUCACCGAAGUGAAGCAUUCAAUCGUGAUAUUCUCCCACUCGCUCUCCCCUUGGUUGAAGCAAUUGGACACAGAAUGGCAUAUGAGGCCGCCCUGGAGGCCAAUAUCGACAUUAAGCUGCUCAACCUUUACGAGAGCGGGGUUAUGAAGGAAGACUCUGCAUGGUAUGUUGAAAAGGGUGGACUCAGCAGAGAAAUUCAACGCGAAAUGGAAGCCCAAGCCACCGAUGCCUUGCUUCCUCAGCUAAAGGAUCUUUUGCUCGCUUCUGGUGUCCAGCCUUAUAGCAAUGCUCCUAUGACUUCGAAGGCGCUGUGGAAUGAUUUCGUUUCGGGUUUGGAGGUCUUCUCGGGAGAUGCAUCUGCAGAUCUGACCGAUUUCUGA
This is a messenger RNA of Penicillium odoratum, 1731 nucleotides long. Its product is annotated as Acyl-CoA dehydrogenase/oxidase. Gene Ontology annotation, cellular component: peroxisome. Gene Ontology annotation, molecular function: FAD binding; fatty acid binding; acyl-CoA oxidase activity. Lineage: Eukaryota; Fungi; Ascomycota; Eurotiomycetes; Eurotiales; Aspergillaceae. Gene Ontology annotation, biological process: fatty acid beta-oxidation using acyl-CoA oxidase; lipid homeostasis. The transcript has 7 exons. The record is from RefSeq and is a predicted model, not a curated record. Bases 1 to 1731 code for a protein of 576 amino acids.